Selaginella moellendorffii is the source of this 580-nucleotide messenger RNA. RefSeq lists its product as uncharacterized. Bases 191 to 559 code for a protein of 122 amino acids. Lineage: Eukaryota; Viridiplantae; Streptophyta; Lycopodiopsida; Selaginellales; Selaginellaceae. The record is from RefSeq and is a predicted model, not a curated record. The transcript has 2 exons.
UAACACAGUUGACUUUGAAGGUAUCUCCCAAGGCGUAUGGUACGAAGCGAAUCGAGAUCUCGUCCUGGAGCUUGCAAAGGCAGCUCUAGAUAAACUGGUGGAAGGCGCUCCUUUUGAAGACGGCCUGCUGGACGAAGCUGCAAUGAAUGCAACCAGAAGGAGCGACAGAUCUCACUGACGUCCACUUGGGAUGAUGAGAGUUCUGGUUGGAAAAUCCGGGGUCGACUUAGCCGGGCUGGAAAAAUCAGUGGGAGCUCCAGUGGCAUUCCUUGUACGUACAUGGGGACGAGGAAUGCGUGGAGAAAGCAAAGCAGGAAGCAGCGUCCUGGAAGAACGAAGCAACCCAGCAGUGGCAGCGAUCGUCAACGAGUGCAAGCUCAGGCUGUCAGGAGGUGUUCCUCGCCGUCGACUUCGCGGCCUUUCAGCAAAUGGACGAGCUGUGCAAAGCUUCCGUGGGAGUUUGCGUGGCCACGAGCGGGGGAGCCACAGGUCCGGACUGCGAAAGCUCAUCAGCGAUCUUUGUCUAGAGAGCUUACUAGAGAUUGAAGCAAAAAGAUAAGUAGUUUGCUAUAUAUAGCAU